Trifolium pratense (red clover) is the source of this 3560-nucleotide messenger RNA. Its product is annotated as disease resistance protein RUN1-like. Gene Ontology annotation, molecular function: ATP hydrolysis activity; ADP binding. The coding region runs from base 8 to 3097 and encodes 1029 amino acids. The record is from RefSeq and is a predicted model, not a curated record. Gene Ontology annotation, biological process: defense response; signal transduction. The transcript has 4 exons. NCBI's taxonomy places the organism in Eukaryota, Viridiplantae, Streptophyta, Magnoliopsida, Fabales, Fabaceae.
AUCUUUCAUGGAACAACCAACACUACUUUCUUUGUCUUCUUCGUUCACAUGUGAUUGGACUUAUGAUGUUUUUCUCAGCUUUAGAGGCACUGAUACUCGAAACAACUUCACCGGCAAUCUUUAUAAUUCUCUACAGCAUCAAAGAGGUAUACAAACUUUCAUUGAUGACGAGGAAAUUCAAAAAGGAGAACAAAUCAAAGCUACUCUUCUUCAAGCAAUCAAAGAAUCAAGAAUUUUCAUUGCUAUUAUCUCCCCUAACUAUGCAUCUUCAACGUUUUGUUUGACCGAACUUGUUACCAUCCUUGAGUGCUGUAAAUCACAAGGAAGGUUGUUUUUACCGGUUUUUUAUGAUGUGAAUCCAUCCCAGAUUAGAAACAUAACUGAUACUUAUGCUGAAGCUUUUGCAAAACAUGAGGUGAGGUUUGGAGAUGAGAAGGAAAAGGUGCAGAAAUGGAGGGAUGCUUUACAUCAAGCUGCUAAUAUGUCUGGAUGGCAUUUCAAACCGGGGUCUGAAUCAGAAUAUAAAUUUAUUGAAAAGAUAGUUGAAGAGGUCUCAAUAAAGAUCAACCGCAUUCCUUUGCAUGUUGCAAACAAACCAGUUGGAUUGGAGUCUCGAGUGUUAGAAGUAACAUCUCUCCUUGGACUUGAAUCUGAUGAGAGUGUCAACAUGGUAGGAAUUUAUGGAAUCGGUGGAAUAGGAAAAUCAACAACUGCUCGUGCUGUGCAUAACUUGAUUGCAGAUCAAUUUGAAGGUGUGUGUUAUCUGGCUGACAUAAGAGAGAGGUCGACUAAUCAUGAUCUUGCACAACUCCAAGAAACACUACUUUCUGAAAUACUCGGGGAAAAGGAUAUAAAAGUGGGAGAUGUACACAAAGGAAUUUCAAUAAUUAAAAGAAGGCUCCAAAGAAAGAAAGUCCUUUUGAUUCUUGAUAAUGUUAACAAAGAGAAGCAGUUACAGGUACUCGCAGGAGGACAUGAUUGGUUUGGCUUCGGCAGCAAGAUCAUAAUCACUACAAGGGACAAGCAUUUGCUGGCUACUCAUGGAAUUGUGAAAUUAUAUGAGGUUAAACAACUAGAAGAUGAAAAGGCUCUUGAUUUAUUUAGUUGGCAUGCAUUUGAAAAUAAUUUUUUUGAUCCAGGUUAUGUAGAUAUUGCAAAACAUGCAGUGUCUUAUUGUCACGGUCUUCCCUUGGCUUUGGAGGUGAUAGGUUCUCAAUUGUUUGGAAAAAGUUUAUCUGUAUGGAAAUCCUCAUUAGAUAAAUAUGAAAGAGUCAUUCGUAAAGACAUCCAUGAAAUUCUGAAAGUUAGCUAUGAUGAUUUGGAAGAAAAUGAGAAGGGUAUUUUUUUAGACCUAGCCUGUUUCUUUAAUUCUUAUGAAAUAUGCUAUGUCAAAGAAAUACUAUACUUACAUGGUUUUCAUGUGGAAGAUGGCAUACAAGAGCUAACUGACAAGUGUCUCAUGAAAAUUGAUGUCAAUGGUCGUGUGAGAAUGCAUGACUUGAUUCAAGACAUGGGCAGAGAAAUUGUGAGGCAGGAAUCAACAUUGGAGCCUGGAAGACGCAGUAGAUUAUGGUUUAGUGAUGACAUUGUUCAUGUUUUGGAAGAAAACAAGGGGACUGAUACAAUUGAAGUCAUAAUUGCUUGCUUGCGCAAAGGCAGAAAAGUGAAAUGGUGUGGAAAUGCCUUCGGGAAGAUGAAGAACUUGAGAAUUCUUAUAAUUAGAAAUGCACAAUUUUCCAUAGGUCCUCAAAUUUUUCCAAAUAGUUUGAGAGUUCUUGAUUGGAGUGGAUAUGAAUCAUCCUCUUUACCAUCCGGUUUUAAUGCCAAGAAUCUUAUAAUACUGAAUCUUCCUGAAAGUCGCCUUAGAUGUUUCGAAUCACUCAAGGUUUUUGAGAAGUUAAACUUUCUAGAUUUUGAAGGUUGCAAGUUCCUAACUGAAAUACCUAGUUUAUCUAGAUUACCAAAUUUAGGGGCACUGUGUCUUGAUUAUUGCACUAGUUUAAUUAGAAUCCAUGACUCAGUUGGGUUUCUUGACAGACUUGUGUUAUUAAGUGCUCAAGGGUGCACCCAACUAGAAAGUUUGGUUCCUUCCAUCAACUUGCCAUCUUUAGAGACUUUAGAUCUAAGGGGUUGCUCAUGUCUUGUGAGCUUUCCCGAAGUAGUAGGAGUGAUGGAGAAUAUAAAAGAUCUCUAUUUAGACCAGACUGCCUUAGAACAAUUGCCUUUUACCAUUGGAAAUAUGGUUGGGCUUCAACGUUUGUUCUUGAGGGGAUGCCAAGGGAUGAUUCGGCUACCAAGCUACAUAUUGCCCAAAUUUGAGAUAAUAACAUCUUAUGGUUGUAGAGGAUUUCAAUCAUCUGAAGAUAAAGAAAAUGUGAGUCCAAAAGUGUUUGCAAAUGCUAUAUGUGUUUAUAAUGAUUAUGGACAGUCCUACCUUAAUUUGUUUGCUCGUUAUAUAACCUCCAACAAUAUAAUAGAAAUAUGUAGUCCUCGGUGCGAAUCUGAAUUCCUUGCGUUCGAUCCUUCAUCUGGGAGAAUGAGUUGGGAUAAGCUUAUUUGUAAUAAAUCAUCAUUGCGUUUUUGGUUCAGAAAAAAAUUCCCCAUUAUAGCUCUAUCUUGUAAUGUAGAACCUGAAAAGCAUUUGGACAACAUGGUAUUGGAUUUCAAGUUGACUGUAGUCAUCAAUGGCACUAAGCACCUCACUUCUUCAUGUAUAUACAUAUUUUAUACACAAAAAACGACGGACCAAAUGCUUUGUUGUGAUCUACAAUGCAAAGCAGAUGGUGUAUUUUCAGAGAAUGGGUGGAAUCAUGUGGAGAUUUUAUGUGAAAUGGAACAUCUCAUGCCAUGUGAUUCUACUAGGUCCGUGGCCUAUCAGUACUGGACAACUAAGAAUAUUCUAAAGGGGUCUUUCAUAUAUGUCUACUCAGAUAACAAAGAGGAUGAUUACAGCUUAAUUAGCAAUCCUGAUUUUCCUCUGUCAACUGAACAGAAAUUUCAAGAGGAUUACUUUCUCCUAAUGAAGCAGGUGCUGAUAGAAUCCGGCACUAGAAGAGAUGCAGUACCAGAUCUCGUCCCUAGGGAGACUAAAGCUUGAAAGACUUACUGUGCCACCUUUAUCUUUGGAUGCCUUUCUCUCUCUCUCUCUCUCUCUCUCUCUCUCUCUCUUCUCCAAAAUUAUGUAUUUCAAUUCAAGUGAUUUUUGUUAAGAUGAUUCCAAAAAAAAAAUUCAAGUGAUUUAUGUUGCUCCUCUCUUAUAUACUUGUUAAGAUGCUAAACUGAAAGCUUUGAAGAAGCUUGAGUUGUGACUUGUUCAGCAAGUUACAGUGUUAGUUUGAUUUUCUGUUAAUUCCCACCAAUGUAACAGCUUGUAACUGCCUUUGUUUUUCGGUCAAAAAACAAACUGCCUUAGUUUUAGCUACUGUGUUUGCUUGUUUAGCUAGCGUAUGAUGCGGACUUCUGCCUGUAUAAGUAGCUUGAUUUAACAGAUUUCAUUUCUUAAGUAAACAAUAAUGAGUUCACUCUAUCAUAUUUCUCUUUACUAAGCUUUACUUUAAUAA